UCACAAUAAUGACUGAGGUUGUCUCUAGCAUCCUCGGACCUCUUGGGCGAAAACUAGCUUCAAUGGCUUUCGAAGAAAUUCAACUGAUGUGGGGCGUCGAGGAUGAUCAAGAGAAGCUUAAGAACUUGCUAGAGAUGAUCGAGAAGGUGCUCACCGAUGCUGAGCAAAAGCAAACAACAAGUGAUGCUGUGAGGCUUUGGCUAUCCAAACUUAAAGGCUUUUGCUACGAUGCCGAUGACGUGCUAGACGAAUUCGAAGUCAAGGCCUUGCAGAGGAGGGCAAGGAGGACUGAGCAUUUGACCCUUCAAAGGAGGGUACGCUACUUGUUCUCGUGGUUAUCCAACUUCAUCUUCCAAUUUAAGAUGGCACACAAAAUGAAAGAAUUGAGGACGAGACUUCAUGAAAUCAAUAAUGAGAAAAAUGAGCUUCACUUGUCGAGUAAUGUUCCUGACAAAAGUAUAGUUCAACGGAAGGAAACUCAUUCUUUUGUGCUUGUUUCGAAUGUGGUUGGAAGAAAUAAAGACAAGCAGAGGAUAAUAGAGCUGUUGAUGAGAACAGAUGAUGAUGGAGCUAGUAAGAUAGCUGUUGUUCCAAUUGUUGGAAUAGGAGGUAUUGGAAAGACUACUCUUGCUAAAUGGGUUUACAUGGAUGAUAGGAUAAGCAAGCAUUUUGAUCUCAAAGUUUGGUUAUGCAUGUCAAUUGAUUUUGAAGUUAAGAAGAUAAUAAGAGACAUCAUUGAGUCUCUUAGUCAUGAAGCAAAAUGUGAUAGUUGGAGCCUUGAAAAGCUGCAAAAUCACCUAAGAAGCAUUGUGGAGAACAAAAGGUGUUUGUUUGUAAUGGACGAUGUGUGGGAAGUUAGUUGGGAAAAUUGGGAAGGACUGAGAGAUUUGUUAGAAGUUGUUUCCAAAGGGAGUAAAGUCAUUGUGACUUCGCGGAAUAAAUCGAUCACCUCAAUUAUGGGCACUGUCCCCCCGCAUAAUUUGGCCAACCUUUCACAGGAGGAUUCUUUGACUUUGUUCAUGAAGUGCGCCUUUGAUCAAGGGCAAGAGAAGUAUCACCCAGACCUAAUGGUAAGCGGCAAGGAAAUCGUGAGCAAGUGUGCAGGGAAUCCUAUGGCAGUGAAGACAUUGGGAAGCCUUUUGCAUUCAAAAACCGACCAGAGGAACUGGGAAUCUAUACGAAAUAGUGAGAUAUGGCAAUUACAAACUGAUAUUUUACCUUCAUUAAGAAUAAGUUACGAUCUAAUGCCUUCUUACUUGAAACAAUGCUUUGCUUAUUGCUCCAUAUUCCCAAAGAAUUACGAAUUCAACAACCUUGAGUUGAUCCAACUGUGGAUCGCAAACGGGCUUAUUCAAUCCAGCGGAAAUACCCAGGAGCUGGAAGAGAUUGGACAACGGUAUUGGGAGGAGCUGUGGUCGAGAUCCUUCUUCGAUGAUGUCGUGGAAGACUAUCUGUUCCUCAAGUUCAAAAUGCACGACCUCAUACGCGCACUUGCCAUUUCGGUGGCACAAAACGAUUCAUCCAACGUGAACAUGCGCACGCAGGAUGUUUCCUCGACCACCCGGCAUUUAUCAUUUUCUGAUCCGUCUAUUCUACCAGAAGAUGAACUACCCGGCUACUUGAGCGAACUCAGCGGCAUUCGCACCAUCAUGUUUCCAAUAAAAAGGAGGGUUCCACUGGGGAGUCCUUUCUGGAGAUGUGCAUUUCGAGAUUCAAGCACUUGAGAGUGCUAUAUCUACAUGAUUCUAGCUUUGAGCAACUGCCUAAUUCAAUCGGUGGUCUAAAGCAUUUGAGGUUUUUCCAUUUAUGCGGCAACCGUAAUAUCAAGAAACUCCCCAAUUCGAUAUGUGAGCUCCACCAUCUGCAGAGCUUAGGACUUGCCCGAUGCGAGGAACUGGAGGAAUUGCCUGCAGACAUCAAGAAUAUGAUCAGCCUCCGCUUUUUGGAUGUAACAACAAAACAGCGGCGAUUCCCGGAGAGCGGAAUAGGAUGUUUGACCUCUCUGCGGUGUCUAUUCAUUGGAGAUUGCAAGAAUUUGGAGGCCUUGUUCAAUGACAUGCAAUCUCUCACGUCGCUCCGUAAGUUGUUCAUUGGAGGUUGUCCAAAGUUGACAUCCUUACCACAAGACAUCAAGAAUCUGAAGGCAUUGGAGAAUCUCUGGAUUUGUAACUGCGAGAACUUGAAGCUGCAAGAAGGCGGAAGUGAUGAACCACGCUCCAUGUCGAGGCUUCAAUCCAUGAUGUUUGUGGGAUUGCCAAAGAUAGUUUCUUUUCCCAGGUGGCUCAAAGGUUCUGCAAGAACAAUGCAGGCAAUCGAUGUUGCGCAUUGUCCCAACUUGAGUACUUUGCCCGAUUGGCUGCAAAAUUGUUCUUCUCUCAGAAAACUGAAGAUUGAAGACUGUCCAAAAAUGUCCUCUUUACCAGAUGGCAUUCGCCACAUUCCCACAUUGAGAGAGCUGUGGAUAGAUGAUUGCAGGGAAUUGAGCAGCAGAAUUGCUGCUAGAAGCGGUGAAGAUUGGAGAAAGAUCGCUCAUAUCCCGGAGAUUUACAUCGACAAAAGGAAGAUGAAAUGAAUUGAUUAAUCGCAACUGUUGCACCAUGCCAAUGGAACCCUGUUGCAUUGCCAGUUGAAAAUUCCUUUGAGUUCCAGAAGAAAGAGUUUUGAUUUUUGCUCAUGGAAGAUCCUACUUUCCCAGCGGUGCUGAAGUCCCAUGCUCAAGAUCAAGAAAACACUGUUUGGUUGAUCAAUGUCAAUGUCUGUGAAACUCCAACUCCACGACUUUCUUUCUUCUUAUUGUUUGUCUUCUUUUCUGUUGUGUGGUGUGCUCCAAAGAUACCUGUAUGCCCGUGUCAGCUUUGUUGUCUUCAGAAGUUCUCGGUGAGAUAAAAUUGGAUGAUGCAUCCAAUUCGAAUGAUUGUAUUUGGUGACUUUCGGUCAAUUUCUUUCAUAAACAAUGUAAGUCGAAUUCUUUGAAAAAGU
Messenger RNA from Eucalyptus grandis, 2979 nucleotides. RefSeq names its product disease resistance protein RGA2. Gene Ontology annotation, molecular function: ADP binding. The record is from RefSeq and is a predicted model, not a curated record. NCBI's taxonomy places the organism in Eukaryota, Viridiplantae, Streptophyta, Magnoliopsida, Myrtales, Myrtaceae. The transcript has 2 exons. Bases 9 to 1724 code for a protein of 571 amino acids. Gene Ontology annotation, biological process: defense response to other organism.